Fusarium musae is the source of this 825-nucleotide messenger RNA. RefSeq lists its product as uncharacterized. Gene Ontology annotation, cellular component: lipid droplet; endoplasmic reticulum. Gene Ontology annotation, molecular function: acylglycerone-phosphate reductase (NADP+) activity; triacylglycerol lipase activity. Gene Ontology annotation, biological process: triglyceride catabolic process; phosphatidic acid biosynthetic process. The record is from RefSeq and is a predicted model, not a curated record. The transcript has 3 exons. Bases 1 to 825 code for a protein of 274 amino acids. Lineage: Eukaryota; Fungi; Ascomycota; Sordariomycetes; Hypocreales; Nectriaceae.
AUGACUGCCUCAUACGAACCUCCUUUUGCCCUCGUCACUGGCUGCAACAGUGGCAUCGGCGAGCAGCUUGCUAUUGCCCUCGCCAAGAAUAACUUCACAGUAUUCGCCACAGCCAGGCGCGUUGAGUCUCUCGACAACCUCACAAGACAGCAUGCAAACAUCAUUGCGCUUCCUCUAGAGCUUGGCGAGUCCACGAGUAUCGAAAGGCUCAGAGACUCGGUCACCAAAUACACCGAAGGCCGUCUAGACAUUCUCAUCAAUAAUGCGGGGAUGCACUACGCAACUCCGGCUACUGAUAUUGACGUCAACCAAGUCACGAAGUUAUUCUCAGUCAAUGUAGUAGCUGUCAUGCAGAUGUGUCAGCUCUUCAUCCCGCUUUUGCGAAAGGCUCCUCGGCCGCGCAUUGUUCAAAUUGGAAGCGUCACCCGUGACGUUCCUGUUGUAUGUCAGUCAGUGUACAACGCUUCCAAGGCGGCCCUCAGUCAGUAUACAAAGACUCUUCGCGUGGAGCUGAGACCCUUGUCCAUCGAAGUCCUUGAGGUGGUGACUGGUUAUGUCCGCAGUAACAUCCUCCGAGACGGUGUUCUCAUCUCUAAAAACUCACUAUAUCGACCUAUCAAAAGCACCGUUGAGUCUGUUAAAAACGGAGGAAACAAGAAUGGCAUGCCUGCGGACGAAUAUGCACAUAUCGUCGUACGCCAGAUCCUUGGCAAGAACUACAAGCGAGAGAUAUGGGGAGGCCAUCGAGCCCGCAUAUUGCGCUUCAUGGUGACAUUCUUCCCUGUAUGGCUAAUAUUUUCCUUGUCUGCUGAGUGUGUGGUGUGA